This is a messenger RNA of Mirounga angustirostris (Northern elephant seal), 985 nucleotides long. RefSeq names its product NADH:ubiquinone oxidoreductase subunit A8 (gene NDUFA8). The transcript is spliced from 5 exons. Gene Ontology annotation, biological process: mitochondrial electron transport, NADH to ubiquinone. The record is from RefSeq and is a predicted model, not a curated record. Lineage: Eukaryota; Metazoa; Chordata; Mammalia; Carnivora; Phocidae. Bases 286 to 804 code for a protein of 172 amino acids.
CCGCUGCGCAGGCGCAGGCGAGAGGUGGCCCUUGGCGGUCGAAAGGGGAAUUCAAGGAGACGGGGGCGACGCGUUUGCGGGAGCCUCCUCGGGUUUGGGGCUACCGCCAUCAUGCCGGGGAUAGUGGAGCUGCCUACUCUGGAGGAUCUGAAAGUGCAGGAGAUUGUAUAGACCGGCUGUGCGGGGAGGCUGUCAUGAGGGUAAAUGAGGAAGAUGCUGGAACUUUGUGUUCUUUGAGGCAAAGGGAGGUGAAUGAAUUUGAGAGGAUAUUCACAGUAAGCAGCUAUGAAAGGAUGUUGUUUCUGUUGGAACUCAUCAGUCUUCGUGAAGAAGCAGGUGAAAGUCAGUUCUUCGGUGCUCAAAGCUGCCGCCCAUCACUAUGGAGUUCAGUGUGAUAAGCCCAACAAAGAGUUCAUGCUCUGCCGCUGGGAAGAGAAAGACCCCAGGCGGUGUUUAGAGGAAGGCAAGCUCGUCAACAAGUGUGCUCUGGACUUCUUCAGGCAGAUAAAGCUUCACUGUGCGGAGCCUUUUACAGACUAUUGGACCUGCAUUGAUUAUUCCAGCCUGCAGCUGUUUCGUCGCUGUCGCAAACAGCAGGCUAAGUUUGACGAGUGUGUGCUGGACAAACUGGGCUGGGUGCGACCUGACCUGGGGGAGCUGUCCAAGGUCACCAAAGUGAAAACAGAUCGACCUUUACCGGAGAAUCCCUAUCACUCACGAGCAAGACCAGAGCCCAACCCUGAGAUAGAAGGAGAGCUGAAGCCUGCCAAACAUGGCAGUCGCCUUUUUUUCUGGACCAUGUAAAGAUGGGUCCAUGGCCCACACUCAGUCACACGCCCAGACAACCACUGAUGAAAUUCCCAUGCAGUUUGCAUCGACUGAUAGAGUGUUCUUUCCGGGAUCACAAACCUAACAAAAAAGUUAAUUUAUGUGACUUGGCAGUUAUUCUAUACCAUUUCCUGGCCAUUAAAAAUUUUAAAGGAAA